AAGGAAAACAGUUUAAAAAAAAAGUAAGAAAAUAGAAAAAGAGCGUGUUACAUGUGCCGUUGACACGUUCAUUCCGUGCAACAGCAGCAGCAACAGCAACGGACGAAGGUGUUUUCUCUCUCUAGGGUUUCACUCACUCUCUCACCACCGUACUUGAGCCGGAUCGUUGCCGGUCGCCGGCGUCAUUCCCAUAAGUCGCCGCCAUGAAACUCACUGUUAAGACUUUGAAAGGCAGCCAUUUCGAAAUUAGGGUUCAGCCAUCCGACACUAUUAUGGCUGUCAAGAAGAAUAUAGAAGAUGUGCAAGGCAAAGAUAAUUACCCAUGUGGACAACAGUUGCUUAUUCACAAUGGCAAGGUUUUGAAAGAUGAAACAACAUUAGCAGAGAACAAGGUCUCUGAGGAUGGUUUUCUUGUUGUUAUGCUUAGCAAGGGUAAAACAUUGGGUUCAGGAGGGACUUCAUCUGCCCAGCCUGCCAGCAAUCCACCUGCAGCUGUAUCAACCUCAAAUUCCACGCCUGCUCCUGAACCUCCUGCACAAACUCAGGCUGCAAAUAACAGUACAUCUGGCCCAGCUGUCACAACUACAAAUACAAACGUGUCUGCAGAUACUUAUGGUCAGGCUGCUUCAAAUUUAGUUGGUGGUAGUAAUCUUGAGCAGACUAUUCAACAAAUUAUGGACAUGGGAGGUGGCAACUGGGACAGAGAUACAGUUACUCGUGCUCUUCGGGCAGCUUACAAUAAUCCAGAGCGUGCUAUAGACUAUUUGUACUCUGGUAUCCCCGAAGCAGCAGAAGUUGCUGUACCAGUUCCUCAAUUUCCAGGUAGUCAGACAACUGAAACAGCUGGGGUCACUGCUGGAGCAGUUCCUGGACUACCUAACUCAUCUCCCUUAAAUAUGUUUCCACAGGAGACAAUUUCUGGUGCUGGUCCUGGACUAGGAUCUCUUGACUUCCUCAGAAACAAUCCCCAGUUUCAAGCAUUGCGUUCAAUGGUGCAAUCAAAUCCACAAAUUUUACAGCCUGUACUUCAAGAACUUGGAAAGCAGAAUCCCAAUCUUUUAAGACUCAUUCAAGAACAUCAUGCUGAGUUUCUACAGUUGAUAAACGAACCUGUUGAGGGCUCUGAAGGUGAUAUAUUUGACCAGCCUGAGCAGGACAUGCCUCAUGCCAUCAAUGUGACUCCAGCUGAGCAGGAGGCAAUUGCAAGGCUUGAGGCAUUGGGAUUUGAUAGAGCCUCGGUCAUAGAGGCGUUUUUGGCAUGUGACCGGGAUGAACAAUUGGCAGCGAAUUACUUAUUGGAGAAUGCUGGAGAUUUUGAGGAUUAAAUUACUAACUUACGUUGACUCCUAGUUUUGUUCGGGCUCGCUCUUUUAAUUAUUUUUUUGGGUCUCCCUUUCUAGAAAAAACUUAAUGUGCUUUUCUGGGGAAAUUUACUUGGGUAGGGUUUGGAUUUUGAACUGGAAUUGGAUUUGGGAUGACAAAACAUCGCUAAGAAAAUUAGACUAUUACUAUUCAUUUUAUAUUUGUGUAUGACAGCACCUGAGGAAUUAGCAAAGGUCCGUCUAAUUGUAAGUUUAUUUUAUUGGUAUUGGUAGUUUGGUACUAUCAAUUUUUUAAGCAACACUAGUUUUACAUGCAUGGGGAUCAACUCU
This is a messenger RNA of Arachis ipaensis, 1652 nucleotides long. RefSeq names its product ubiquitin receptor RAD23b. Gene Ontology annotation, biological process: nucleotide-excision repair; proteasome-mediated ubiquitin-dependent protein catabolic process. The record is from RefSeq and is a predicted model, not a curated record. Lineage: Eukaryota; Viridiplantae; Streptophyta; Magnoliopsida; Fabales; Fabaceae. Gene Ontology annotation, molecular function: ubiquitin binding; damaged DNA binding; proteasome binding. Gene Ontology annotation, cellular component: cytosol; nucleoplasm.